CACAUAACUCGUCACGCAUCCUGCACCGCAUAGCGUUCAUUACGUAGCUAGCGGUACAAAUAUUGCACCGUCCACAGAGCGCAUCUCAUAGCUUGCGAUACAUCGAUCGAGCAUCGAGGGUGGAACAGCCUACGGCUUUCGCCGACGCUGGCUAAUCUGUGCUUUGUAAUAUCGCCCUGGUCCCCAGGGACAGUCGCAGCGCGGCGGGGCCGAAGGCUUGGAUCGGGAUCCCAAGACCUGCUCCCUCAAUUUCUUAGCGGCAGUCUGUGGUGAUGAGGUCGGGUGGGAGGCUCCAGAGCGGCGCUUGGCGCUUGCAAAGUAUUUGAAGAUACGUCCCUCUGGUCCUGUGCCAGACGAGAUUCGGCAACUAUACCACGACUGACGGUUGUACGCAUCCAUGGCGCGCGCUGAGCGCGUCUAGUCUGUCCAUGGCGGCCACUGCUUGCAAGCACAUGGCCACCAGCAUGACACGCUGAGCCCCAAUAACACAUUCCGAGCUCUGCUGUCGGACCUGUACAUCGCGUAAGAGCAGCGCACGAAACAUGUGCCCCUAAACAAGGGAAGAAGAAAAAACUGUCGCAGGCUCCAUGUGCUGAGGUAUUGAGGUAUAACUAGGGGAGGCUUGGCUCCCAGAGCAGCGGAGAGCGUCGCAGCCAGUGUGUCCAGGUGCACCUCAGGCACUCGCUGUGACGGUAUAGCGGCGCGCCGAGCUUGAGCCCUUUCUUGGCCUGGCUACCUAUUUGUACCAGCUGUGCGAUUGCACAUGGCCGCGGUGAUGACCAACGCCGAGUGGUCCCACACGCGUGCCCGACUCGGCCUAUGCUGCCUGUACAUAGCAUUGGCCGCGCCUGCGCCCGUGCAACGCAUUGGCACAGGUCGUCCGCCGUCCCGCCAACGCAAACGGCUGUCAAAAACUGCGGCUACUUAGAACCGCGGGGGGGGUUGCACCAAACCCGGGUGCUGCAGAGCGCCUGGCGACGGUGCGCAAAGGUUGGGUCAGAAGAUCGCGCCGCAUCGCCGAUGCAUCGCCGAUGCAUCGGCGAUGCACCGACCCCAAUUGCUUCGACCCCAUGUGGGAGGGCUGGAAAACAGUGCGCGUGAACGUGUGGAGGGGCAGGCAGGGGAGAUGGAGGAGCAGCCUCUACGGCCUCACGUGGAGCUGGCCCCCCGGGGCUGCCCGCUCGCCGCCGCCGGGGCCCGCACGGAUCAGGGCGCGCUUGGCCCUCCUCCUCUCGCCGCGCCUCCUCUGCGGGGCACAAGUGACAACAGCUGCAGCCGGCCCCGAAGUGGCAGCCGCCCGGCUUCCAGAACCAGUUGCAGGGCCUGCAGCGCCCGAGGGCGUGCAGGGCGGAGCCGUGGCUGGGGGCCCCCGGCGGCGGGGCGAGGCCCAGGGGCACGGGCAGCAGCUCGCCGUCGCCAUCAUCCUGGCCCCUGGGGCCGCCAGCCCGUCCGCAGGCGGCGCUCCCGCCGGGCUGGCGCCCCAGGUGUCGAAGUCGUCGGGGUCCGCCAGCGGGUCGAAAUCGCAGCCGGGGCUGGGCGCGGCGGUGGAGUCCGACUCUGGGUCGGGCGCGGCGCUGCCCUUCUUCGUGGGGUCCUCUCGCCGGGCGCGGCGAGAGCCCCGGCGGCGCCGGCGGCCAUGCGGGGCGGCGUCCGGCACCGCGGGCAUCGCACGCCCCCUCGGCCGCCAGCGCCGGCGCCAGGAGCAGCGUGCGGCGGGGCGCCCGCCGCUGCAGGGGGAGGAGGGGCCCGGGCGGUGCUGCGGAAGGCAUCGCGGCUCGGGUCGCGGCGCGCUGGGGGGCGCGGCGAACGCGCUCGGGGCGAGAGGGUCGCCCUGACCCGCUUGGGGCGCU
Prorocentrum cordatum is the source of this 1850-nucleotide messenger RNA. NCBI's taxonomy places the organism in Eukaryota, Dinophyceae, Prorocentrales, Prorocentraceae. The record is from the annotation of a GenBank genome assembly.